AUGCCUACCUCCGUGGUUGGCCUCAUUGCACUCCGGAUGCCCGCAGCUCCACUGUCGCUCGCCCGCUGGUGCCCGUCAGCGACCAUCCGACACCUGAAUAAGGCUUGGAACGGUGUAGACAGCGCGCAAGCGGCGUGCAGUCAACCUGGACGAUCACCGUCCCUCUCGAGAAUAGAUGCUUCCGAAUUUUGGCCCCCUGUCUUGGGACGAAGGCGUUGGCUGAGGACGUCGGCCGCAGCAGAAUCGUCGUGCAGCAGGCCAACAAAAUCUGGGGGCGGUGAAGACUCUUUGAAUGCCACGACAGGAGGCACCAAAACCCCUGUGCCAACCUACGAGAGCGCAGAGGAUACAAUUGCCGCUGUUGUUACAGGUGCCCAGCAAUCCGCUGUUGCCAUCAUUCGCAUUUCUGGAUCAGCUGCUGUUCCUAUUGCCAGGAAAGUUUUCCAACAACAGAGCAGCCAGAAUGGACAGAUAUGGAACCCACAGAGCCACCGUGUCUACUUUGGGCAUGUUGUUGGUGACAAGGACACAAUACUUGAUGAGGUCCUAUGCUUGGUGAUGUUAUCUCCCAAGUCAUACACAUGUGAAGAUGUUGUUGAGUUCCAGUGCCAUGGAGGACCUGUUUGCUGUCAACGUGUGUUGAAUACUUGUGUAAGAGCUGGUGCUCGGCUGGCGCGACCAGGUGAAUUCACCCUCAGAGCUUUCCUCAAUGGGCGAUUGGACCUUUCACAGGCUGAAAGCGUGCUGCAGCUGGUUGAGUCAAGAACGGCUGCGGCAGCUGACAGUGCACUGGCAGGGCUGAAAGGAGGCAUAGGUGAUGAGAUUAGAAGCUUGAGGAAGAUCUGCAUUGAUCUUGUGGCAGAACUUGAGGCUCGCCUAGAUUUCGAGGAAGAUCUUCCAGAAGUGGACAAAUCCCGUCUGGCUUCAGAUGUGGCUGCUCUGCAACAUGGUAUUGAAUGCACGCUGAAAACAGCGCAGCAUGGCAGAUUGUUGAGGCAAGGGCUGCAGGUUGCCAUUGUUGGCCGUCCCAAUGUUGGGAAAUCCAGUCUGUUGAAUGCUUGGACAGGCACUGACAGGGCAAUAGUCACGGCUAUUCCAGGAACGACCAGGGACAUCGUUGAGGCAGGUGUGACUGUCAAUGGGGUCCCUGUGACGCUAUUGGACACAGCUGGCAUCUGGGAUGGGAGCAAUAUUGUGGAGCAGAUUGGAAUUGAAAGAUCCAGCAAGACGGCAUUGGCUGCAGACAUUGUUCUAAUGGUCAUUGAUGCAGCGGAGGGGUGGAUGCCAGGCGAUGCUGAAGUAUUCCACCAGCUUUGGGGCAAGCCUCCCUCCAGAACGUCCAGCGCAAAUGUGAAAGGGCCAGCCAUACUAGUGGCAAAUAAGAUGGACAAAGCAGGGGAUUUCUCAGCAGCUUCUCUACCUCUAGUUGUGAAAGAACAGUUUGGACAGAUUGUGACAACAUGUGCUUUGGAGUCGAAGGGACUUGAUGCACUGGAGGAUGCAAUGAUGGCCGUACUUGGAGUUGAACAGGUUUCUUCGCAAGGCCAUGGAUGGGCAGUGAAUCAGAGGCAGUGUGAAGCCUUGGUGAGGGCCCACGAGUCUUUGAUGAAAGUUUCAGAGACCAUAAACCAGGACCUGCCUAUUGACUUCUGGACGAUUGAUUUACGGGGGGCACUUGUGUCACUCGGGGAGGUGACUGGCGACGAGGUCACUGAGGAAAUCCUUGAUGCAGUGUUUGGAAAUUUCUGCAUUGGGAAGUAG
Messenger RNA from Ostreobium quekettii, 1761 nucleotides. The record is from the annotation of a GenBank genome assembly. NCBI's taxonomy places the organism in Eukaryota, Viridiplantae, Chlorophyta, Ulvophyceae, Bryopsidales, Ostreobiaceae.